This is a messenger RNA of Owenia fusiformis, 1070 nucleotides long. NCBI's taxonomy places the organism in Eukaryota, Metazoa, Annelida, Polychaeta, Sabellida, Oweniidae. The record is from the annotation of a GenBank genome assembly.
GCAAGAAUUAGGGCGCAGGAAAACGUUACAACAAACGCAUAGAGAAAUGAAACUACAAGACCAUUUAAUGGCAUAAGUCAUCAGCGAUCAAUCCUAAUGAUACACAUGGAAAUUGAGGGAACAUCGGAGGAGGCCUGUUACAUUGACUUUGAAAUAUGGCAGAUAUAAACAUAGGGUUUUUCCUUUCGAUUGCAGUUUGCAGUAUGAGAUUCAUCGAAUGUGCACCUUCACAAGAUCUAACAUGCCGUGAACUCCGUGAGUAUAAGAAGGUCUUGCCUGAUGGAACGGAGGCAUGUGUUCCCUGCUCAAAAUGCCCACGUGGACAGUGUUUUGUCAACCACUGUUUCGAAGAAACGGACACUGCAUGUAGAAAGCCUCGUCAAAAUGAGUACAUCGAAAGACACGUCUGUACAGUUUGCAGUGGUUGUGAAGGAAGGAGAGCCGUUCUCAAAAAUUGUACGAAACACUCUGAUACCCGUUGUGGAGACUGUCUAGAAGGCUAUACAUGGGACUCAAUGCUCGAGGAAUGUCUGCCACUGACAAAUGAACAUAAAUCGGCAUUUCGUUUGAGCCAAUUUACGUCAGAAUCACAUGAAGCUGGGAUAAUAACAACAACAACAAAGAUGAAUGAUAAAUCCACGACGUUAAUCCUAGCAGGUAAAGCUGAUGAUCAGUAUGUUGACGGUAUCAUUGGACACGUUUGGCUAUUGGUAGGCACAUCAGCAUCAAUAGUGGCUUUUAUCUCGAUUAUCAUAGUGGUCGUGUUCGUUAAACGUAAUCAUAAACGCAAACUACAGGACAAUGUAUUCACAAAGAGCCAAGAUGAGUUUGGUCAACAUGAACUCGAAACGAAUAAGGUGACAGAGCAACUUAUUGUCAACACUGUUGACGACGAAACUAAAAGUGGAGUAGAAAAUCGAACGAUAUGUAUUGAUUGUGUUUCAAACAAGGAUUCCAACACUUUCAUGUAUCAUCCAGAUUCAGAUGCUUGGACAACUAACACGAAGGAGACAUAUUGUCAAGAUUCCAAGCAGCUUGAAGACGCUCGGGUUAACCUAAAGCUCAUAUAA